Engraulis encrasicolus (European anchovy) is the source of this 2028-nucleotide messenger RNA. It is a transcript of the gene mcl1b, whose product is annotated as MCL1 apoptosis regulator, BCL2 family member b. Bases 303 to 1151 code for a protein of 282 amino acids. Gene Ontology annotation, molecular function: protein homodimerization activity; protein heterodimerization activity. The transcript is spliced from 3 exons. The record is from RefSeq and is a predicted model, not a curated record. Gene Ontology annotation, cellular component: mitochondrial outer membrane. Gene Ontology annotation, biological process: extrinsic apoptotic signaling pathway in absence of ligand; intrinsic apoptotic signaling pathway in response to DNA damage; regulation of apoptotic process. NCBI's taxonomy places the organism in Eukaryota, Metazoa, Chordata, Actinopteri, Clupeiformes, Engraulidae.
CUAGAGAUCACGUCACAUAGAGAAGGAGUGGCUCCCUACUCUACGUGAGGGCCGUGCAUUCUAGCCAUUGAACUCCCCAAUCCCAGACAACUUUUCAGUUCAGCACACACACUGGGCACACACGACACGAGGGACGGAUAAUCGGACACAGUGAAGUGUGCUUUGAACAAGAAGUGAGUGCAGCACGUAUCUGGUUAGACAUGUUCGAACUAAUCUUCGAGUAAUGCCUACUUGGAACUCUUCAGCUCUGCGACGAAUUUAUUUCUGGAUUUAAAAGUAUCGACCAAAAACGAGUUUCGAAGAUGUAUAGUACGCAGCGCGCAACUUCGAGUGUGUUGACCCACCUACUACCAUACAAUGGAACUGCCGAAGGAUUGAUGCCGUGUAUGCAGCAUGGCGCCGAGGCCACCGUGUCUCGACGUACGGACGAUAACGCGAAAGCGUUUCAAGACUUUGAUGCUGUAAAGGACCACAACCGUCCAUUGAAUAUUAACCAUGCAGCGACAGCAAGAAACGAUUUCCUGAGUCGCAUUGGUGGAAGUACACAACCUGGGGGUUCUCAGGGGUCGUCUCCCGAGGCUUCUUUGGACUUGAACUAUCUGCCCGAUUCUUCAACUCAUUCAAAUCAAGGGGAGCUGGACAUUGACACACGAAACCUCAUUGAAGUUUUCCUCUUGAGUCACACAGGUCUCAAACACCCAAGGUGUUCUCAGCCAAAGGCGCUGGCCACCAUGGACCGCGUUGUGGAAAGCUUAGUCAUAAAGCACGCCAUCGCAUACAAAGGGAUGGUGAAAAGACUCGAUCUGGACGAGCGAGGAGAAGACAUGAGCUUCCUUACUGCUGUUGCCACAGAGACCUUCAGCGAUGGGAACAUCAACUGGGGACGGAUAGCCAGCCUGCUGGGAUUCACUGCAGUGCUGUGCGACCACCUGAAAGCUAGGCAACUGGAGCACUGCAUUGACGAGGUGGCAAGCCUGGUCUCCUCUUACCUGCUCACACAUCAACGAGACUGGUUGGUCAACAACAAGGAAUGGGAUGGAUUUGUGGAGUUCUUCCACGAGGAGGAUUCAGAGUCUGUUGUGAGGGGAGCCCUCAUGACACUGUUGGGAGCGGUGGGCCUUGGAGCAGGACUCUUGUGCCUGGUCAGAUGACUGUUUAAACAUACCUCAAAGAGACAAGUGACCUCACCUGCCCACCCGGCAAGGACCUCUCUGGACACAGUUCCUAGUGUCCCCAGUAUCCUAGUGACUGCUUUUGAUGACACCUUUUUCUUUUUUUGGACUGAAAAUGUGCAGUUGGAAUUGAGAGGUUGGACUGAAAGUUGGGACCUGGACAAUCGAUGUGUACACAUGUGCAGCAGAUAUUUAUUUUUCUAUUAAAGGUUGUUUUUGUUUUUUUGAAAAAGAACUCUUACUACUUUUUUAUCACUCGCACCUUUGCAACACGAGAUUAUAAUAGAAAAAUGGAGGAAAUAUACAGUGGACCCCUAUACUCAAGUCAACUUUCUCAAUCCACUUCAUUAUUAUAGCUAUGUGUAUUGUUUCAAAUGAUCAAAACUAAAUGUCAUCGAGUCUGGCUAUUCCACUUAACAAAAUUGAUCACACAUAUGUUAAAUCAAGAGGUUAUUAUGGCCACUUGCUGUAUUACCUUCAAUUUCUGACUUAUUUUAAUCAUUGAGAAGCGAUCUCUCAACAGCCAUGAGGGUUGUGUCGAAACAGGAACUAAAAUUGGUUCAGUGAUAUGCAUGUUUUGCAUGCCAGUGACCAUUUCAAGUUGUCUUCCUUGUGAUUCAUUCAUGGCUUUAAGUUCCUGGUGUAAGCUUAAUGAGGGAACAGUACUUCCUGAUGGGACCUACUCAUUGACACAUUGAGAGAGGAGAACAGUGGACUUUUUGAUUUGAUGGUCUUGCACCCAGUGAUUGAGCUGUUGUCGUUGUGACUAAGUGAAAAUCACAAACUUGUUCACGCACUGUUUUCAAGCCUAUCUCACAAACGGUGUUGUAGCGCACAUUAAAGUUACCGUAUUGGU